GACUGCUUCAAGAAGCGGCGGUACCGCAGUGGCAAUUGAGCCUCGUAUUAACGGCUAAUUUAACGCGCGCCGAAAAACUAAAGUAGGGUAGUUGGACGAGAGGAUCACUUUCGGGUCUUUAUCGAGUCUUCGUGUAUCGCUCCGGGCGGUAGGGCGAGAUGGCUGUGUGGGGCGGCGCGACGGAGAGCGAUCUCAAGGCGGCGGGGGCAGAAGCGCUACCGGACGGGCGGAGCGGCGUUCGUCUCAGAGGCUGGCACAUCGAGUCCUCUAGGCGGCCCAUUCUUAACUCCCUCGCCCUCCAAGAGUGGGAAGAAAAGCUUGGGACAUCACACUUGCCUGAGAUGGUUUUUGGGGAGAGUUCUUUAUACCUUUUACAUGAGGAUAGUGGUAUUAAGUUGCACUUCAAUGCAUUUGAUGCUCUGAAGGGUUGGAAACAGGAAUCAUUGCCACCAGUUGAAGUUCCUGCAGCAGCAAAAUGGAAAUUUAGGAGUAAACCUUUUCAGCAAGUGAUACUUGAUUAUGACUAUACAUUUACAACACCAUAUUGUGGCAGUGAGGCAAUAGAACCAAAUUCAGAAAAGGCAAUUUCAGAAGGUGGGUGCUGUAGCCUGUGCUGGGAGGAUUGUGAUGAACGAAUUGAUCUGGCUGUACUGUCCUCAAAAGAACCAAUUCUCUUCUAUGACGAGGUAGUUCUAUAUGAAGAUGAGUUGGCUGACAAUGGAGUAUCACUCUUAACUGUCAAAGUGAGGGUGAUGCAAAGUUGCUGGUUUCUUCUACUUCGCUUUUGGCUCAGAGUUGAUGGAGUACUAAUGAGAUUGAGGGAUACUCGAGUUUAUUGUGCAUUUGUAAGUGAUCAGAAGGCCAUACCUGUCAUUCUUCGUGAGAGCUGCUGGAGAGAAGCAACAAUCCAGAGUUUGUCUGCUAAAGGUUUUCCUUCUGAUUCUGCAUCAUAUGGAGAUCCAAAUCUUAUCAGUGAGAGGCUCCCAGUCAUUGCACAUAAGACUCAAAGGCUGAAAGUUUCCAGGUCUAUCACAGAAGGAAGUUGAUGAGACCAUUCAUAGAUUUUGAUGGCUUUUCUGCAUGUAUUACUUAUAUCUAUACUUCCACAACAUCUGUCUGAGUGUUCUCUGCAUUACUGUUUCUAAUUUCUGGAACUAGGAGAGGCCAUUUGUCAGGUCACAGAUUAAUGAUUGAAUGAAAAAUUUCAUCGUCUAGUAUUUGUAUCUGCAUUGACUAUAUAUGCAUGCUAUAAACUUGCUAAAACUAGCCAACUCUUCAUGAUGUAAAUAUCUCCUUUUUUUGACCUUUUACAACCUUAAUACAUUGAUGUUUGGAUA
Molecule: messenger RNA, 1337 nt
Organism: Phoenix dactylifera (date palm)
Lineage: Eukaryota; Viridiplantae; Streptophyta; Magnoliopsida; Arecales; Arecaceae
Product: TIP41-like family protein
Biological process (GO): TOR signaling
Cellular component (GO): cytosol
Source: RefSeq, a predicted model, not a curated record